AUGGUUGCGCCCGCCGUGCCCGAAAUCACCGAGGAGGAGGUCCACGAGUCUGUCGAGAGCAGAACCGAACAGCUGUUGUCGCUCCGCGAGCUCGGCCCACCCGAUCUCGUCCAUCUGGUCAGGCAACCGAUCCGCGGAACUGGUCGCCAUAUUGGCGUGUACCAUCAUGUGACAGGUGUCGACGCAUCCUCCUCGGCCAGCCUGGCCGCCUACAUCAACACCCUGACGUACCGCGAGCCCGGCACGACUGCCACGACCAAGAUCAGCGAGGGCCUGUACUGCUGCUACAAUGCGCUCUCACGGCUCGACAUGCGGGUGCACGUGACAAUUCCCGGAACAGUCGAGAGCUACUGCGUCGACGAGCGGGGCGAGAAGAAGAAGGCGUCGGACGAGCUGUGGCUGGAGACGUAUCUGUGCAGCGUGUUGCGGGCGUAUUCGUACGCCGACGACGGCAGCGGCGAGACGAUCCGCAAGAUCAUGGGCGUGCGGCGCUUCAACCCGGUGACGAACACGGAGACCGAGCACCGCUUCCUCAACGCGGCCGAGCAGCUCUUCUUCCGCGGCUGGCAGCUGGGCUCCGACGCCACGGUGCAGGUGCCGACGGUGGUGUCGAAUCACCUGGUCAGCGGCCUGCUCAAGUACUUUGAGACGACCGGCCGCUAUGCCUCGGGCAUCAACCUGUUCCAGAAGCUGCGCACGCAGAACGUCGAGGUAGCUUCGCUGCUGGCCAAGGUACUCUUCAUGGGCAACGAGGAGGUCGACGGGGUGCGUGUGCUGCACCGUGCCCUACAGGAGGAGCCGAUGGACUACGUCAUGCUCGACACCCAGGCCGCCUUUCUGUUGCGCAAAGCCCGCACCGCCGCCACGGCCGAGCAGAAGGAACAGCGGCUGCGCAUGGCUCUCGGCUGUGCCGACCGCAGCACCGUGGCUGCCCCGAGCGAGUUUGGCACGUGGGCUCGGCUGGCCGAGGUGUACGUGGCCCAGGAGGAUUGGGAGAACGCGCUGACGAUCCUGAACUCGUGCCCCAUGUUCACGUACCAGGACAAGGACUCGCCCCAGAUGCCCGAGCCGAAGGAGGUGUCGCUGCCCAUCUUGCCAGAAACCCGGCUGGACGAGCUCGACGGCGAGCUUGACUCGCGCUACAACGAUCAGGUCGACCCCAGCCUGCUCGGCCUGCGUGCCGCCGCCUACCGCGGCACUUUCAAACACGCCUACAACAUCCUGACCGAGAUGACCGCCAAGAUCGGCUGGGACCAGCUGCUGAAGAUCCGGAGCAACGUCUUCGUCAUGGAGGACGAGUACCGCACCGAGAAGAAGGAGGGCUCCAUUGCCUCUUAUCCCGUGACCCAACAGGCCGCCCAGGCCACGGAUGCGCUUCGGGGCACGCCCGACCCGCAGACAAACGGGCACGACGACGGCGACGAUACCGGCAGCGCUGCCGAGAGUGAGAGCAGCGCGGACGAGGACGACGAUGCGUCCAAGAUCGAGGGUGACGACCGGUCCGGGGUCGAGAAGCCGAGCACGGCGGCCGAUGCGGGCGAGAAGGAAGAGCAUGGCACCGCCAUUGAAGAGCACCUCUCGCGGCUGAACAACAAGCGGCUGUGCGAGCGCUGGCUCGACAGCUUGUUCAUGGUGCUGUACGAGGACCUGCGUGUGUACACGAUCUGGCGCACGCAGAUGGCCCAGUACCGGGCGCAGCAGAUGCAGUACAAGAAGUCGGCCGAGGAGUGGGAGAUUCUCGGGCUGCUGGCCGAGCGGCUGCAGCACGCCGACGAGGCCGUCGAAGCCUACCGCGCCUGUCUGGCCCAGCGCUUCAGCCCGCGUGCCAUGUCGGGCAUCCUGCGGGCGCUCAAGACGGCACGGGCGGGCAGCAGCCGCACAGGCAGCACCAGCAACGGCCACGGCAACGCGAACGGCACGGCGAGCACGGCGUCGCCAGCAAGAGCCGCCGGCGGGUCGUCUUCCCAUCCGACGCCGGUGGCGAUGCCGCAGCCGGCCAGCACGGCCGAGACGGUGGCGUCCGUGAUCCGGCUGGUCACCUGGCAGUAUCGGUGGUAUUCGGGCUUCUCGCCACAGCUGCUGCAGACGGUUCGCGUCCUGAUCGAGGACGAGGGCGCGGUCAAGGUCGGCAGCCUGGUGCAGGCCACAAACUUGCCGCAGCACCGGUACGGACGGGUAGGUUACGGAGAACGGAGGGAGAACGGAGAACGGACGGAAACGGAGUGCAACGAUGACUAA
This is a messenger RNA of Grosmannia clavigera kw1407, 2238 nucleotides long. RefSeq names its product clathrin-coated vesicle protein. Gene Ontology annotation, molecular function: protein binding. The transcript has 8 exons. Lineage: Eukaryota; Fungi; Ascomycota; Sordariomycetes; Ophiostomatales; Ophiostomataceae. The record is from RefSeq and is a predicted model, not a curated record. Bases 1 to 2238 code for a protein of 745 amino acids. Gene Ontology annotation, cellular component: exomer complex. Gene Ontology annotation, biological process: Golgi to plasma membrane transport.